UUUUAAAGGAACAAGUCGAUUUCCACUUCCAGCAUCAAUGAAUCGUUAAUUAGAUAAAAAAAAAGGCAAAGUUUUGAAUAAAACUUGCGUGUUUUUUUUUAAAGAUUGAAAAAAAAAUAGAGAGAGGUAAUGAAAUGAGGCAUUUUGAGGAAGAUCGAAAUAUUGGAAAAUCGAACUCGUGGACACGACUGAAUGAUAAAACUAUAGGAAGAUCGUUGUGCGCUGCACUUUAUCUUCACCCGUACCGGGUCCUAUAUGACGUAUGAGUUUGCAACCUGCUCCCGCUUCCGUUAACUUGUCACUUUGUCAUUCCCCGAUCGGCUCUCGACAACGACGUGAGGGGUCGGGUCGAAUCCUCCACGACGUGUGUUUUGUCUUCUCUUACAUCAUCGACAUCAUUUUUUUUUUCUUUUUUUUUUCAUCUGAUAGACGAAUUUUUUCUUUUUCCACUUCGUGAUUCGUGAGAAAAAAAAAAAAAAAAAAAAAUGGGCCCCGUUGAAACGUAUCAUUUUCUCGUCGAUGAAAUUUCAGAUCCGAGAGUGGCUGACUGGCCCCUCAUGUCUGGUCCACUUCCCAUAGCACUGAUUGUGGGGGGGUAUCUUCUCUUUGUUUUGGACCUAGGACCUCGAUUAAUGGCAAAUCGAGAGCCAUACAAACUUCACAACAUUAUGAUUGGUUAUAAUGUUGUUGUUGCAAUAGCUAGUGCUGCUAUUUUUUACGGGUUACUCACUUCCGGAUUUACAACGUCCUUGUCCUGGGGUUGCGAGCCGGUGGAUUUUUCCAACAGUCCAGAACCACUUAACAUGACUAAGUGGGUUUGGCGAGUAUUGUUAUUAAAAAUUGCCGAAUUGGGAGAUACAAUUAUUUUUAUUCUUCGGAAGAAAUACAAUCAAUGUACGUUUCUUCAUGUUUAUCAUCACGCUGCAACAGCUAUUUUAGCAUGGGUUGUCUGUAAAUACGCACCAGGAGGUAUGUGGACCUUCGUCAUGAUGCCUAAUUGUCUGGUGCAUGUGAUAAUGUACACUUACUACCUCCUUGCUGCCUUGGGUCCAAAAAUACAAAAGCGGCUCAAUCCAUUCAAGCCUUAUCUAACAAUUUUACAAAUGAUGCAGUUUGUAAUCAUAAUUAUUCACACAACUCAGGCUCUAAUGCCGUCCUGCGAGCCACGUCGUAAACCUUUAGCAUGUUUGUACAUGUUUCAUGUUCUUAUUAUUUUCUACAAUUUUUGGGACUUUUAUAAGAAAGCUUAUUUGAAGAAAAAAUUAGUAUAAGAAAUUAUUGCAGAAUAAAGAAAUAUAAAAUAUAAUAAAAUAAGAAUAACAGCGGAGGAUGGUGACAACUUAAUUUCCAUCGUUUCCUAUCAUCCACAAUGGGACAGAAAGUGAGACUAAAAAUCGAUCUCACGUAUCCUUCACAAAACUUAUUUAAGAUAAAAAAGUAAUGUUUAUUGUUUCAUCACUCACGGAUGUUUCUGUGUAAAAAGAACUAGACUAUUUUGUACUUUCUUAACAGUAAAUUUAUCGAAACAUCAUGUAAGAUUUCAUUAUUCUUCUUUGCACCCUUAUAUAUAAACGAUCUAAGUAUAAUA
This is a messenger RNA of Leptopilina boulardi, 1588 nucleotides long. RefSeq names its product elongation of very long chain fatty acids protein 1-like. NCBI's taxonomy places the organism in Eukaryota, Metazoa, Arthropoda, Insecta, Hymenoptera, Figitidae. The transcript is spliced from 7 exons. Bases 486 to 1271 code for a protein of 261 amino acids. Gene Ontology annotation, biological process: sphingolipid biosynthetic process; very long-chain fatty acid biosynthetic process; fatty acid elongation, saturated fatty acid. Gene Ontology annotation, molecular function: fatty acid elongase activity. Gene Ontology annotation, cellular component: endoplasmic reticulum membrane. The record is from RefSeq and is a predicted model, not a curated record.